Messenger RNA from Sphaerodactylus townsendi, 11464 nucleotides. It is a transcript of the gene TAOK1, whose product is annotated as TAO kinase 1. Gene Ontology annotation, molecular function: protein kinase activity; ATP binding. The record is from RefSeq and is a predicted model, not a curated record. NCBI's taxonomy places the organism in Eukaryota, Metazoa, Chordata, Lepidosauria, Squamata, Sphaerodactylidae. The coding region runs from base 210 to 3215 and encodes 1001 amino acids. The transcript is spliced from 20 exons. Gene Ontology annotation, biological process: execution phase of apoptosis; protein phosphorylation.
GCCCGGCCCCCACCAGGCCCCUCCCGGCCGGACCGGGACCUUGCUCAGCGGGCCGGGCCAGGCCUGGGGCCUUGGCGGCGGUCGGGCGGGGGAGGAGGGGGACCCGCGACGGCAGCGCCGAGCACCGGGAGGAGGUCCAUGCUGAAGAGACCCCAUUCAUGCAGAUGAGCCCCGGAUCGAGGUGGCACUUCGUCUAACUGCCCGGCAGGAUGCCAUCUACCAACCGAGCGGGCAGCCUGAAGGACCCAGAAAUCGCAGAGCUCUUCUUCAAAGAAGAUCCAGAGAAGCUCUUCACGGAUCUCCGAGAGAUAGGCCAUGGAAGCUUUGGAGCUGUUUAUUUUGCACGUGAUGCGCGCACCAAUGAAGUGGUGGCCAUCAAGAAAAUGUCUUACAGUGGGAAGCAAUCCAAUGAGAAAUGGCAGGAUAUCAUUAAAGAAGUCAAGUUCCUGCAACGAAUUCAACAUCCCAACAGUAUAGAAUACAAAGGCUGCUAUUUGCGUGAACAUACAGCAUGGCUUGUUAUGGAAUACUGUUUAGGAUCAGCAUCAGAUUUAUUAGAAGUCCAUAAAAAGCCUUUGCAAGAGGUGGAAAUAGCUGCCAUUACCCACGGUGCUCUCCAAGGAUUAGCAUAUCUGCAUUCUCACAACAUGAUCCAUAGAGAUAUCAAGGCAGGAAACAUCCUACUGACAGAACCAGGCCAGGUGAAGCUAGCUGACUUUGGAUCUGCUUCCAUAGCCUCUCCUGCCAACUCAUUUGUGGGGACGCCAUAUUGGAUGGCCCCAGAAGUGAUUUUAGCCAUGGAUGAAGGGCAGUAUGAUGGUAAAGUGGAUGUGUGGUCUCUUGGAAUAACGUGUAUUGAACUAGCGGAAAGGAAGCCUCCUUUGUUUAACAUGAAUGCAAUGAGUGCCUUAUAUCACAUAGCGCAGAAUGAAUCCCCUGCACUCCAGUCCAAUGAAUGGUCUGAUUAUUUUCGAAACUUUGUAGAUUCUUGCCUCCAGAAAAUUCCCCAAGACAGGCCUACAUCAGAGGAACUCUUGAAGCACGUAUUUGUCCUCCGGGAGCGUCCCGAGACAGUGUUAGUAGACCUGAUCCAGAGAACAAAAGAUGCAGUUAGAGAACUGGACAAUCUGCAGUAUCGGAAAAUGAAGAAACUGCUCUUUCAGGAGGCACACAACGGACCCACAGUGGAAGCCCAGGAAGAGGAGGAGGAUCAAGACCACAGCGCAGGCCGGACGGGAACAGUGAACAGUGUUGGCAGCAACCAGUCCAUCCCUAGCAUGUCCAUUAGUGCCAGUAGCCAAAGCAGUAGUGUGAAUAGUCUUCCGGACGCCUCUGAUGACAAGAGCGAGCUGGAUAUGAUGGAGGGGGACCACACGGUGAUGUCGAACAGCUCUGUUAUCCACUUGAAGCCAGAUGAAGAAAAUUACCGAGAGGAUUCAGAUCCGAGGCUGAGAACGUCAGAACCACAUUCUCCACCCCAAGUGUCUCGUCACAGGUCCCACUACCGCAACCGAGAGCACUUUGCUACCAUACGCACAGCAUCGCUGGUCACGAGGCAAAUGCAGGAGCACGAACAGGAUUCCGAGCUCCGCGAGCAGAUGUCUGGCUACAAGCGGAUGCGGAGGCAGCACCAGAAGCAGCUGAUGGCCCUGGAGAACAAGCUGAAGGCCGAGAUGGACGAGCACCGCCUGAGGCUGGACAAAGACCUCGAGACGCAGCGCAACAACUUCGCAGCGGAGAUGGAGAAGCUCAUCAAGAAGCACCAGGCGGCCAUGGAGAAGGAGGCAAAAGUAAUGGCCAACGAAGAGAAAAAGUUCCAGCAACACAUUCAAGCCCAACAGAAGAAAGAACUAAACAGCUUCCUGGAGUCCCAGAAAAGAGAGUACAAACUUCGCAAGGAACAGCUCAAAGAGGAGCUGAAUGAGAACCAGAGCACUCCCAAGAAGGAGAAGCAGGAAUGGCUGUCCAAGCAGAAGGAGAACAUCCAGCACUUUCAGGCCGAGGAGGAGGCGAACCUGCUCCGGCGGCAGAGGCAGUACUUGGAGCUGGAGUGCCGCCGCUUCAAGAGGAGAAUGCUGCUCGGCCGUCACAACUUGGAGCAGGAUCUUGUCCGGGAGGAACUAAACAAGAGGCAGACCCAGAAGGAUCUCGAGCAUGCCAUGUUGCUCCGUCAACAUGAGUCCAUGCAGGAGCUGGAGUUCCGGCACCUCAACACAAUCCAGAAGAUGCGCUGCGAGCUGAUCCGCCUCCAGCACCAGACGGAGCUCACCAACCAGCUGGAGUACAACAAGCGGCGGGAGCGAGAGUUGAGGCGCAAGCACGUCAUGGAGGUCCGGCAGCAGCCCAAGAGCCUCAAGUCUAAAGAGAUUCAGAUCAAGAAGCAGUUUCAGGAUACUUGCAAGAUCCAGACUCGGCAGUAUAAAGCGUUGCGGAACCACCUGCUGGAGACGACGCCAAAGAGUGAGCACAAGGCAGUCCUGAAACGGCUCAAGGAGGAGCAGACCCGGAAGCUGGCCAUCCUAGCGGAGCAGUACGACCACAGCAUCAACGAGAUGCUCUCCACGCAAGCACUGCGACUGGACGAGGCGCAGGAAGCAGAGUGCCAGGUUCUCAAGAUGCAGCUGCAGCAGGAACUGGAGCUGUUGAACGCUUACCAGAGUAAAAUCAAGAUGCAGGCAGAGGCCCAGCAUGACCGGGAGCUGCGUGAACUGGAGCAGCGGGUGUCCCUGCGCAGGGCUCUCCUGGAACAGAAGAUAGAAGAAGAAAUUAUGGCGUUACAGAACGAGCGCACGGAACGGAUCCGAAGCCUGCUGGAGCGCCAGGCCCGGGAAUUAGAGGCCUUUGAUUCAGAGAGCAUGAGGCUAGGUUUUAGUAACAUGGUUCUUUCGAAUCUCUCCCCCGAGGCGUUCAGCCACAGUUACCCAGGAGCUUCUAGCUGGUCCCACCAUCCUCCAGGGGGCACAGGACCUCACUGGGGUCAUCCCAUGGGCGGCCCGCCACAAGCGUGGGGCCACCCAAUGCAAGGUGGUCCCCAGCCAUGGGGUCACCCCUCAGGGCCCAUGCAAGGAGUCCCCAGAGGUAGUUCGCUGGGGGUCCGCAACAGCCCCCAGGCUCUGAGGCGGACGGCUUCCGGGGGACGGACAGAGCAGGGCAUGAGCCGGAGCACAAGUGUCACCUCGCAGAUAUCCAACGGGUCACACAUGUCUUAUACAUAAUAACUUCCAGUGUGUCUCUGAGGGUGGUGAUUCCACCGGAGCUGCCUGCCAACCGAAACUGCCAACAGACACCCUCCCUGGGAGCCCGGCACGAGCAGCGCGGAUUCUGGGUGCGGGCUGGCGUGCGCAUUCACCUGGGAAAGCGUUGUUUUGGGUUUACUAACAGGGAUGUCAUAGUAUUUGGCUGCAGAGUUCUCUUACCUUUUUUGUUUUGUUUUUUUUAAGGAAGCAGCGUGGAGUCCUGGAGAGAGGGUGAUUUUUACAGUAGUGGGGGUGGGGUGGUCUUUCUCUUUCCCAGCGGCCUGGAGCUCAGAAAGGAAGAGCUGGUGUCGCCGUUCCUUUAGUGGGGACACUGAGGGCGAAUUAGCCAAGCCUGGGUGUGCUUGGCUCCCCCUCUCUGUGUUUUCUCUGUGUCCCUUCCCUUGAAGGGGUGGACCUCUUGCUGAGAAGGGACCAAGCAAAAGUGCGUAGCAAGAGUGGGCCAAGAGGACUUUGCCCGCUGAGAGAAGUCGGGGAGGAAAGGGAGUGCAGACUCCGCGCGCGCCCCCCAGCGCAUGCUCUCUCUCUUGCACUAAGUGGCAAAGUUGCUCAGGCAGGCCGUGGGAAAGAGCUGCACUAGUGAAAUGCACCUGGCCGAAGUCUGUUUCCGGUUCAGCUCCGCAUGCCCGUGCUGUGUCAUGCGCAGAUGCGGGAGGGAAGAGUUGGGUCAGGAAGGCGUUCUCUUUUCUGACUUAAUACUGUGACAUCUCAUCUUAGUGAAGCAUCAGAACAAUUCGCAGGACGCCCGCAAUCGCCCCACUCUGUCUGCCGUAUUCGUCAGAGGCUUGCAGGCAGCCAAUCCAAAAUUCCAGAGGUAUUGCAAAAAGAUGCCAUAAGUUGCAAACACGCCAUCGGUAGAUGAGGAGGCUUUCCUUCUGACACUACAUUUGCCAGUUAUGUUACCUACUUGGGCUUGCCACAGUUUCUUGUUUACAUGUAAAGCCAGCCAACUGUUUGAGUGUUUUAGUUGCCACAGGGAGCCAGGAGCCAACAGGGUCUCUCCCAGCUGCUGAUUAACCCCUGCCUUGCCUCUGUAGACCUUUUUUUAUAUACGCAGCCCAUCCUUGGCUUGAAUCCUUCACAAUGCCAUGGCUGUUGGCAUUGCCUGACCGCCACUCCCUGUGUCUCAGCCAAGGAGCUCCCACACGCACCUGAGUCUGAGAAUAAGGUAGCGGACCUUGUACGCUCAGAAUCUUUGGAACCUCUAAUGCCAAGGGCAGGGACGGAGGCGCUGUGGGCUGGCAUCAAAAGGGUUAAAAUGAAAGCAGUUUGGCCGGAGGGUGCCCCCCCCCCAAAAAAAAAAGAAAAGAAAAGAAAAGUUCCUCUUAUGGGCUGCUCCACUUGGCGAUCUUUGUAGUUUCCUUGCACACUUAAAAAAAAAAACACUAGCUACUAACUCUAGAAUUUGCCUUUUAACACAUCUAUAGGGCUCAAAAAUGCAAGGUUUUUUUCUGAAUGUUUAUGUCUAUGUGACAUAUUUGUAUAGAAAAUAGUCUAACGCCUCACACUGCUGCUCACUUUUUUAAUCAGUGUGACUUUUUUAAUUAGCUAAAUUAAGCACCACUCCAGAUCCUUAACUUUCAGCCUCUCUCUCCCCCUCCCCAGCCUCCAACUCUUUGGCAGAUCAUAUCACUGGGCACAAACAUGGGCCCAUAACCCAAAUCCACCCCUGAAACCCUGGGGUGGGGAGAAGGCCUUCUGACAUUGAGCUGUGUACCAUUGUUUCACUUAAAUGCAGAGAUUCAUCUUGGCAGAGAUAGGCGAGACACCAAAACAGCAAACCUUUCGUUGGCUUUAUAUUCUGGGUUGUGUAUUUCUACAAGACGUGUCAAAGGACGCCCGCUCCUUGUCAUUGACGUGUCUUUCGAGUAAAAUUCAACCAGCUCUUUUAUUUUUCAAAGGUGGGAGAGAGGGAAAAAAAACACUGAAACUUUUAAACUGGGAAUCCCUCUUGAAACUUUGGCCUCACGUCCGCUCAGGCAGGACUGCAUCAAGUCUGUGGUGCUAGACCGUGGGGCGGGGAGGGGGGGCUGAAGGGUCCUCCUUGCUUCCCAGCUUGUACACACACAUUCACCCGCAGAGCGGUCGUCUGAGGUCGCGUUGAAACCCCGUGCUUCUCAUUCUUUUUCUUGCUUUUAUGACAAAGUGUCGGUCAGGGGAAGAUUUCCUUGAAAUCAUCUUGUUUUGUGUGAUGUAAAAGCAUAGGCUGUAACUGCUGCCUUCCUCUCCCCCCCCCCCCACCCACCCCCCAAUCAAUUUCAAUAUUAGCGCUUUUAUUGGAGAGAAUUGUGGUGUAACUAGUUUUUUUUUCUUUUUCCCAUGUACAUCAUCACUUGCCAGACCCUGGACUCUUCGAUGAAUUAAUAUUUUAAUUAAAAUAGUUUGCAAAAACUGAUUCAGAUUAAUUGGUCUAAAUGGUUUGCAUCUGGUGCGUGAAUGGAUGGGCGUCUGUCGAGAGGAGCCAGGCGAAGAGGUGAGCAAGCCACUUUAGCUGCUGGCUCGGGGUUCCUUUAAAAAUGCAAUUGAUCUGCGAGUCCCGCCUCCAUCUGCGAUGGACAUGUAUAAAAGCCAAUAGCCUCCUUUACUGAGAGAUACAGGUAUUUUCUGAAUCAGUUUGCAAACCGGAGAGAUGUUUCAGGAUUUGUGUUAAAGCUCAUUCCCCUUCCAAAAAUCGUUAACUUCUUUCAUUCAUUCCAUGUUGAUCUCUGGAAUGGCGUUUUCUGUUUCGUUGCCUUUUGAUUGAUAGAAACCAGAUGUCCAAAAAAUGACAUUAUUUUUGUUUUGGCUCAGAAUCUAUCACCUCUCAAGCUCAGGAAGCUUGUCCUCACUCACCUUCGCACAAACCUGCAUGAGUUGGCAACACAUUUCAUUGUCCGCGUCCAUUAUCCCCGUGAUAUUUAGAGCCUUACAAGCGGAUUUCCCUCUCUGGCACCCUUAGACAAGCAGAGUUCCUCUCAAUGUUCAGGAGGAGGCCAGAAGAUCUGCACGUUUUCCAUUUGCUGAGUGACCGUGUUGUGGCUUUGAACAUCAUGCCACUCCUGGCAGAAUCUGUGGAGGAAGGGUAUGUGGUCAAGCAGCAGGCAGAUGACGGGAAGCGCAGCAAAAGGUUUAGAAGGCUCCCAACGGCCCAUGGGAGCUGCUGGAAUCCUGACGUCCCAACUGUUGCGCAUAUCCGGAAAAUCCCGCCUCCUGCGCCUUGAGCUCAGGAUCACAAGUGUUCUCGCUGGAGAAGCAAAGACAUAAUCCACUUCUUUUGUCUUGUUCUUUGCUGGGCACUUCUUUGUUCAUCCUGUUUGUUUUUCUGGGAGUGGGGGUUUUUUUGCGGGGGAGGGGGGACAUCUUAUUUAUUUACACUUCUAUUUUCUCCCCAAACAUAUCAUUGGGUCUUUUAACCUCAUAACCCUGUGAAGGAUGUUAGGCUGGGUGCAUGUGCUUCGCUCAAGGUCAUGCUUCUUGAAUCUCCCUGAUCCUAGUCCAGGGGUCUGCAACCUGUGGCUCUCCAGAUGUUCAUGGACUACAGUUUCCAUCAGCCCUUGCCAGCAUGGCCCUGUCUUAGUCCAACACUCUUAACUGCUAUACCAUAUCAUCUUUGUCUAAACAUCCGCUGAAAACUACUACAUGUUGACUGUGGCACUACUUCUGGGGAGGUUUCCAUGAUCCACAUCCCUAGUGCAGAACUACCAAGUGCCUUCCGUUUUGAUAAGGAAGCCCCAGGAUAGCGUGGCCCACCUUAAACAGAUCCACACAUCUUUGUAAUGCGCCAGGAUGUGUGUGGUUUUUUAAAACAUACGGGCUCUCAUUUGUGCAUACGUUUGUAAUUUCUUGCAUGCCUUCCACGCAAGAGACACCAAGCCGUGCCGUUUGUUUCGGAAGAGGUGCCAACAGCCUGUCAAUCAACCUGCAACGCUUUGGAGGUUGAUUGGAGAGGAGGCUGAUUGGAGUGGAAGGAAGGAGGCCCCUCCCCACGCCAGUGGGUUUCUUUUAGACCUUCAGCCGCUUGGUAGUCAAAGGCACAAGUUUGCGCUUUCGUGUCUUUGGAGAAGAGGUGGUGGGAACUGCCAUCAAGUCGUGAUGGUAACUCCAUCAGGUUUUCAAGGCAAGAAUAGAGCAGAGGUGGUUUGCCAUGGCCUCCCCUCAGCAUAGCAACUGGACUUCCUUAGCGGCCUUCCAGCCAAGCUGUAACCAGGGCGGGGACUGUUUAAAUUCUGAGCAGGCUAGCUUGGGCCAUCCAGCUCAGAAGAGGAGGAAGAAGAGGAUUGGUCUAUUGUGGGGUGUGCUUCUGGUUUAGUUCCCUGAAACCUGACAAUGGAGCUGCCUCUGUCGAUCUUGUCAAUAGCCAGCUCCUGGCAGGAGGGGCAUGAUUUAGAUGCUGUCUAGGCAUCGGCCGCAAAGGCACUAUAAACUGAACCCUUUCCAUCCCUUGGUUGGCGUCUGUAGAGCCGGUGGACCUCUCCAUCUUUCAUGCUUUUUGCAGAUAUAGAAAAUGUCUCUCUGUUGUUUCCUUACAUGGGGGGUUUAUACCAACAAAACCCACAGAAGAAGCUGGAUUCACCCAGUACCUAACCUGUGUAUUCAGGUGUGGGAAUGGUCUUCUGAAGCCAUCCCAUCCAUGCCAGUGUCUCGUGGCCCCAUGGGUGGCUGUUUCUGUAUUGUGGAGGUGGUCUCGCUGCUUGGAUGGAGUGUAGAGUCUCCCGCUCGGGAAAGCCCAGCCGAAGCUUCCCUGCAGCACCACUUGCCUUCUAGACCAGUCCAGUGUAUGAAGGUGAGGUCUAAAUCUGGCCUUUUUGCUGCUACCCUGGCAGUUCUGCCAAUGAUGGGUUUUGGAUUUGAAGCUGGGUUUCCAGCUGAGUCCUUAAACCGGGAGCCAUGAUGCUACGGUGCCUGCUGACCUCUCUCUUGGCGCCUGCCGGGCGUUUUUAGGCAGUGGAGCCAAGUCGGGAACUUUUCCAGGUUUGGUGGUUGCCCUCACCACCCUGGGUCAAUUCCCAAGCUACCCACAGCCUCUGAAAAGCUGGUAGGGGAGCAUUGUUAUGAAUCCCUAGAAUCAUAGAGUUGGAAGGGGCCGUACAGGCCAUCUAGUCUGACCUCCUGCUCAGUCCAUGAUCAGCUUAGAGUAUCCCUGCUAAGCAUUCAUCCAGGCUCUGCUUGAAGACUGCCAAAGAGGGGGAGCUCACCGCCUCUCUAUGCAGCCAGCUCCCCUGCUGAACGGCUCUUACCAUAAAAUAAUAUUUUCUAAUGUCCAGCCAGUACCUUUCCACCUUCAAGUGGAGUUUUUUGAGUUCUGUAGGGCUUCUUUUUCUUUCUUUCUUUCUGAAGGGCUUUGGUGCACCCUCUUCCAAAUAGUUAAGACCCAAGGAGAAGAUACUGGCCUUUUCAGGAUAAUUGAGUGAUGACCUCUCCGGGCUCAGAGUAAGUGAAGGGGACAGUUUUGCUGUCUUUAUUUGUACUUUUCAUGUACCAUCUGGCCAUUUAGCACUAAGCUCUCAUUGGGUUCUCCUGAAAGCCCUUUCCCAGAGCUUUGGUAAACAGGCACUCUGGUGGGGAAAAGGCUGCGUCAGCAAGGAAAGGGAUAGAGCAAAUGGGGCUUACAAAACCAAGCAGGGUGUUUUAUCCUCACGGAGGAGUGUGUCUACAGUUGUAUGUUCUUCCUCCAAUCUGGUCUGGUUAGGGAGUGGGGGCUGCACGGCAUGCCAUUUUCUUGCCUAGGUCAAAACGUAGCAGCUCAACACCACAAAACACCCCCUCUCUUCAUGAGGAUGGGUGCCCUGGUGGGUGUCAGCAAAGAGUAUUCCUUUACUUGUCCGAUUUCAUGUUUGGGGUCACCGAUACCCACACAGCUGGCUUUUAAUUUUUAAUGUUGAUUUUCAACAAUUUUCUGUGACUUGUGUGAAGAGACGCAAGGAGAAAUGCAAGUCACUAAGAUCUGCCUCUUAACUGCUGCAGAUUAUACCAACUUUGCUUUCUUCUGGGUGUCACUUAAGGGGCAUGUCAUAUUUUGCCUGUACGUUUGUCCGGGUUAAGAUUUGCACAGGGGAUAUUUCUUUUUCCCGCGGGUAUCAAACACAGGGUUGUGUUCAAGCUCUCCGUCAGCUGACCCUCUCGCCCUUUUUUACCCUAGAUUUCAGAGACCAGAAACUGUAAACAUGGUUGCUGGUUCUGUCAGUAGAUACCUUGAGAGGGGAUUCUGGGAAAUUGGAACUGAUUGCUUCAGUUGGUCUUGUGCUCAGGAAAGAGGUAUGCAUAUGUGAUUUCCAGAGGCAAUAGAAUCCCUAUUGGCACAUAUGCCGGGUACAGGAGGGAAAAACAUAGGGAGAAAAAACAGAGUGCGUAGUAUGUGUGGUUGCGUGCCUGUGUGGGCGUAUCAGCACUUUUUGAAAAGCAAACAUGAUCAUUCUCCUCCUUUAAUUUCACCACCAUGUUAUUUUGCCCCUUUGCUUUUCCAACUCAGAACAUAGAAAUAAAACCAUCUCUCCAUGCUGGAGUGGAUUUGAGGUAUAAUAUUUUUUUUUAAAGACUGCAGUACAUGCCACACACAACGAAGAACUGACUGUUGCCAAAACUGUCAGCGAGUUUUGCGUUUUAAACUAACACUUCAUUGCUUGAAGUCCUUUGUAUAUGUUUCUCCCAGAGAAGGAGGGUUUCUAACCAUUGGGUGGCAGGAUGCAAACGGUGAUAGGUUUGCAGCAAAAAUUUGGCUUUAAUGAUAAAGGCAAGUGGCAAGUGUCUUCUCAAAUUAAGGCCUCUGGGUCAAGAGUGUGAAAUGUGAAUAGUGUACAUUUGGCAUUAAAACAAAAAAGAGUAAAGCUUGCUUGUAUUGUGAAGAUUAUUUUAAGAUGAACAUGACACUUGAUUUCUAACAAAACAAUACUUAACACAACUUCAAUGUAAAUUUAUCCCUCCUGGGGUAAAAAAGAGCAUCUUGAAUGUAUAAUAAUAAAUUUUUGUAAGCUGGGUUGACAUCCUGCCGGCCAGCUGCUCUAUUUAUUAAUUUUGUAUAAUUAAUCUCCCUCCGUUGGCUUUCUAGUGUGGAUCUGACUCUCCCCUACCCAACCCCCCUUUUGCACAAUUUUGACAUGACUUGGGGGGGGGGGGGGUCCGCUUUUUGAAUCUCUUUUGUUUUGUUUCCGGUCUGCAGUUUAUUACACAAAUGUCUUUUUGACUGUCAAAUAUAGAAGCGCAUAAACCGUCAGUUGGGAGAAAGGAAGCGAGCAGAAACGUUGUCUUUCAGGGGAGGGGUGAACCUUUGCAUCUGGCAUGCGGGCAACCAUUUCUUAGCUCCAUACCUGCCUUGAGACAAGGUCACCAUUUUCCAUGAAUUUGAAAUUAACCUUGAUUCAGGGGUGGGGGGGUGUCUUUUGGGCUGUGGGGAGAGGUGAGAAUCGCAAGCCAAAUUGGCUUUGCGUCACUCCCUGCCCAACACACACACACACACACACACACACACAUACACAACACUGCAAUGUGUGUUUUGGCUGAUUUACAGGGUCUUUUUUGUGCAGGGAUGUUCUCAAGUGUUCUGCCCCGCCUAGGGGACAUUUCCCAGGGGCUACAUAUCUUGGCCCUCUACUUAGAUUUCCAAAAAAUAACUUAACACCUCCUACUAGAGCCAACGGAACCACCUGCAGUCUGAACAAAGAAGAAGCAGAUUCAAAUCCUGGCUGGUCGAGCGGGAAAGAGGAGCCAGGCUGGGACGCAUUUGACAUGACAUUAACCAGAGCUCGUUUCUCUGACCAGAAUUUCCUUUUGUCGGGAUGUUUGCCUGUGUUGGGGAAUCAGCUGUGAAGUUUAUCAACGGGACUCAAAGCACGUCAGCAAGGGUCUCGGGGGGGGGGGGGACCAGUUUGGAGGCUGAUUAGCAGCUUCCUUCCUCUGAAUUGGCGACAUGCAGCAUCUGGUGUGGCGAAAGAAUUGCUCCUCUUUCCCUCCUCGCUGCCACAGGUGUGCAUUUCCCACAAAGGCUGUACGGUCGGGGCUUCUGUUGUAUAAUAUUCUCGUCAGUAUUCUGGAUAUUCUUCUGGUUCAGACUUAACGUAAUAGCUCAUAUAUAAUAACCUGUAUUAAUUGUAUAGAUUGUGCAUUUAAAGCUGUUAUCGAGUUCUUGGAAAACAGAGAACAGAGGGUCCUAUGUAAUAUUUUGUUUGUAAGUAUCCUUUGUAUCAUAGCAAAGGAGAUGUUUAAAACAAAUGAGCUGUAAUAAAGUAAUUUUAGUA